This is a messenger RNA of Plasmodium fragile, 5328 nucleotides long. RefSeq lists its product as uncharacterized. The coding region runs from base 1 to 5328 and encodes 1775 amino acids. The transcript has 2 exons. The record is from RefSeq and is a predicted model, not a curated record. Lineage: Eukaryota; Apicomplexa; Aconoidasida; Haemosporida; Plasmodiidae.
AUGCUGAAAAGGACACUUGAUGAAAAUACGGGGGCGUGUAACCAUCCCCCCCAGAAGGCGAGGUCAAAAUCUGUUUCCAUUUUUUCGUUUUUUAAAAAAAAAAAGAAAGAAAAAAGGAAUUCCAAUGACAGCGUUAUUUCCACAAGCAACGACUCUUUUGAACUCGCCCCCGGUGAGAGUAACACAAAGGAACGGAACGGUAAGGGCGGAAGGGAAAGACAAAAUAUAUUGGACGAAGAAUCAGCAACAGAAAGUAGAAAGGCAAAAUGCAAAGACAACGCCGCAAAUACAGCACGUAGCCAAUACACACAAAAUUACAACGAAUGUCAAAUGAUGAAGAAUUCUCAUUUAAAAAAAAAAAGAGAAAGCUUUUUCCAAAAAAUUAAUAUAUUGCAAAAAUUUAAAAAUUACAAAAAAAAAAAUGCCACCAGUACAUUUCACGCUGGUCAUAACACAAGCUCUGCAUCAGCUAAAGAUGAAGACAGGGAGGAAGAAACGAGCAACUUCAACAAAAAGGGAAGUAGCGGCUAUGUGGACUACACAAAAAUGUACACUAAUUUGAAGCAGAACAAAAGUUAUAACAUAAAGGAUGAAAUAAGCAGCUUGAAGCACAAGGCUCAAAUACUGCGAAAUAGCAUUUAUUUUAAUGGGAAAAAAAAAGCAGAUAAAGGAAAGCUAAUCCAUAAAAAGGUUAACUGCAGUAGUGAAAUUAUUCAUUAUGCAGACGAGAGAGAGUCUUCUUCCUGUGAUGCAAACUCCCUAUUAACAAAUUUUAAAAUGAAAAGCAACAAAUUGAAAAUUGAUGAAGACGACUCAGUGGAUCAAAUGGGCAAGUCGGGUAGGGCACAACAGGUGGAAAGAAAGUACGUCUUCGAUAGGAGCUCGGACGUAGAAGUAUGGGACGAGGGUGUUGUAAGUGAUGGGCUGAGAAGUGUCCGAGGGAACAUCCACGAGCAACAGGGACUCAACUCCAACAGGAAUGUGAUAGAUUUUAACGAAUACGCGUACGAGGAAAAGGGGCAAGAUGAGGCCUAUUUGGCUGAAUCCAACAGGGCGGAAAGUGUAACUAGUGAGGGGAAAAAUGCACGAAACGUUGGUGCAGGAGGUCAACAGGACGAACGCGACGGACGCAGUGGUGGCCAAAAGCGUGACCCCCAUAUGGAUCGCAGCUUAUUCCACACCCAGGGGGAGCCAAAAAGAACAGGUGACUUCUCCUUCUCAAGAGCUAACAUGGAACUGGUGCGAAACGUACAGUCAAACAUAAACGAUAACCUGAGGACGAUAAAUAAUUACAUGCAGUAUAGUAACAAUAGGGGGGGUGCCAAUUUAAAGGCCUAUACCAGAACGGAGGCAACAACUACCCAAGAGGGGGGAAAAUUAAUAAGCAAAGAAAUAAUAACUACCACUCAGUAUGAUAAAAACACGACGAAUGAAGACAUACACAAGGGGUGCUCUAUAUCGAAUGUGCACAACUCUGAUCAACUCUCACAAGGGAAGAACACAUUAGAACGUAUUCCCAGCAAUAUGGAAGAAAAUCUGGAACAGAAGGAAAUCAUAAUAAAGCUAAUGUAUAACAAUAAUGGAAUUUUUUUUGACCAAGAUGAGAAUGGGACAGGGGGGGUUCCUUCAAGACGUGCCAACACGGCUAAGGUGUCGUCAUACGAUGAAGUCAAUUCUCGUGCGUAUGAAAGCAAAUCUGUAAAUGUAAGCAGAAGUGGAAGAACAAAUUUGCACCCCAUUCGCCAGCAAAUCAUAUGUGAGAACGUUACGAAUCAGCAGACUUGUAACAAUGAAUUUGUUAACGAUGCACAUAAAAAGUUUAGCAGUCCAAAGGCUAUCGAAGGAGGAAAAAAAGACAAUAUAAUCAAUAAGUACCUUAUCGACCCGUUAUAUAAUUUAUUUGUUCAGCCCAAAGAAGAAACAGAUGAACCAAACCUUCGGAACAAUAACAUUAGUUUUCUGCCCCCCCAGGGGGGGAGAAACUACACUAGCGAAUUGCAAAAAACGUACAGAGCGUUGUAUGAUAUAUAUGACGGCUUAUAUGCAUGCGGUAUGCAAUACAAAGCUCAUCCAAACACAGAUGGAAGCAUGAACAUGGUGCACCGCUCGUUCACUCGAAAUGUGGACAGCAACACAGGAGUGAGCUCCUCCAUGCAAAGUAGGCACAUUCCCAUGAAUAACCAAAUGGAUGGCAGCGGAAUAUAUAUGUGUCCUCUAAAUAGAAGCAAGUCCAUGAAUAAACAAAAUGCGUCACCCUUUGAACAUAUUCAAAAUGAAGCCUCUAAUUUGAGCGUCAAGGAUACCCACCAUGGUUAUCUAAAUAAGGCUAAUUUGUAUAACACACAUUUUAAUACGUUUCAUUUGAAGGAGAACAGAAGGGAACCCACUUUCAGGGGAAGAGGCAAUGGCAACUUCCUCAGCAUGAGUGCUAUUGCAAAUUGUUAUAAUGGGCCCAUUAAAAAUAUGUGCACCUUUCUGGAUCAAAAUAUUGUGAGGGGAAGUUACUACCCCCGCCACGAAUGCCUGGCUAGUAAAUUUACUGGAAGAAGCUACACCUUUUGUAAAGAGAACCAAGGGUAUAGCGUCUCCCCAGUCGGGGGGCAGCAAAGUGGCAUCAUGAAAAAGUCGAGUACAUUUCAUGGGUAUCAAAAUGGCGUGCACAAGGAUGGACAACCACGUGGAUACGCAGGAGCCCCCCCUGAGAUAACUCCUAUGAUGACCCCUGUGGCAACAGGCGCGCAAAUCCCCGUAGCAACCCCCCAGAUGCACACAUUGCACAACUGCAACACGUACUGUCCCGAGGUCGACGGAAAAUCACACCAGCGGGUGAACCAAAUGUGCGGCACAAAUAAUGCCGCAAAUAGCUUAGCAAAAAAUGGAAACCUCAUUACGUACCCCCAAGGGAACCCAACUAAUGUAGAAGGUUUCUUUUCAAGUAAAGGGGUUGCCAAUAACUGGAGUGAAAUCGGCACAAAUAUGGGACAGGCCAAACAGGUUAGCAGGAGUGGCCCCUAUGCACAGAAUAGCAAACAGGUGUCAAACAAAAAUAUGAGAAAUUGUACCCCUUUUCAUUGUAUGCCAUAUGGAGAGGGGAGACCAAAUGACAGCAGAAACGGCUACAUGAGUAGCAACUUCUACACCCCGAUGGAGAGAUUAAAAAAUGAAAAAUUGCGAAGACUACAGAGCUAUUCAUCCAAAUCGAAGGCUUCUGUGUGCCUCUCAAAAAGCCAAGGGCAUGGGGCCAUACAUGCAAACAUGCUAAAUGAGGACAACAACGGUGGGGUGAUCAAACGGGCAAAGAGUUUAAACACAGCGCGGUCUUCUUCUGCCCACCUGGACGUGUUGGACAUAUAUGAAGAGUGCUACGUACAAAAUGGGGAAGCAAAUGGAUUUGUAAAUGGAAACAAAAAUGACAACAACCUGGGAGGAGGCCAUAAAUAUAUACACAGCCACAGAGUAGACGAUGCACAUCUGCGUGACGCCAGUAGCAGUGGUAGCAGCUGCUCCUCCGAUAAAAAAAAUUUAGCGCACGAUGGGAUAGAACCCCCCUUAAUUGAUCGCUAUAGGAGUAUUAAUGUUGGUGGUAGUGCACCCCGGGGUAGCUGCCAAUUAAGGGAGAACAAGCAAACUUUUUUUAGAAGCAGCUCAUCGAAUGACACCAUUCAUGAGAAUUACCCAAUUGAGGGCCCCAUGUUUGAGGGACAGGAGAGGGUGGACCACCCCUCACUUAUCCAUUCAAGUAACGAUGAUGAUAUUGAGCUUUAUGCUGUUAGUCUGGAGCAGGACGGGGACAACAGUGUGUUUGAGGUGGAGCAUGAAAAUGGUGAAGCUGUUACUUUGGAUAAGGACCCCUAUGUGAAUAUCACAAAUGAGGAGGCUCCCGAAAGGAAAGACAAAAGCGUGCAUCAGAGUAGCACUGAAAAGGUUGUUAGUUGUGAUGGGAACGGGGACACUCCAUCGGUUUAUUUAACCUAUGAGGGGGAAGAACCCUUAUGGACUAACCAAAACCCUAAUGUGGAAAACAAUUCCUUUGAGGAUGAAUACAACUGCGAGAAUGGUUCUAACAGUUCGGAUUUGAUAGCGGAGAAGAGGCCAGAAAAGGUUAACCACCAUCCUGUAUGCUCCGUCAUGCGGCACAAUUUUAGGAGGGAAGAUGGAAGGAGAAGUCGAGAGUGUUUACCUUCCCCAGUGGAUGAUUAUCUCCACAGUUCUGUGAACUAUAGGCAGGAGAAGAAAUUACUUAACGGUAACGUGAAGGAUACGAAAUGGACACACUCCAGUGAUGAUAAAAAAAAUGACAGUACUUCGUAUGCCCGUACAAAAUGUGAUGAGGAAACUAAAACGGAAGAAGCACCAAAUAAAGAAAAUUACAAUUCCAAGGGGAAGGAUAGCAAGUUGAAAAAAAUAACAAAUAAGAAAAUUUUGCGAAAUGGAAAGGUGAACCCUAAUUCGAGUAAGAGUAAAAUAUUGCCAAGGGUUAAGAGCACAUGUGAAGAAAUGAAGAAAAAGAAAGGAGUCGUGAAAAAGGUCAGCAGUGCGAUAGCUACAAAUUUGAAAAGGAAAAAAAAAGAUCCCCGAAGUGAAGCGAUAAAUGAAAGUACAAUAAUCAGACCAGUUACCGCAAAGGGGAGGGCAUCACCAAGUGUCUCCCCCUCAAAAAGGAACAAAAUUAAACCCACUUCUAAAAGCACAAACAGUCGCCACGGAAGUGAAACUGCAAAACAUUUUAACAUAGUAAACACUGUGGAAGAAUCUGUACAGGUUAAUUACAACGUCGGAGAAAAUAAAAUUAACUACAAAAAGGAAAGCAUCGUAAGUUCCAGCAACGCGGUAUGCAUUGUGAACAAAUUAGAAGAUGAAACGAUGCAAAUGAGAACAAGGAAAAGAGUUGGACAAAUCAAAAAUAAGAAUAAAGAUUCCAGAGGGGGUGAAGCUUACUCCAGUACAUCCAUUCAACGGGAAGACUGUAACAUUGUGGGGUCUUUUUCGAGCAGUUCCGUUCCACUGUGGCCAGAUUGCAACUUGGUGGGCUCCUUUUCCACCAUGUCCAUCAGAAGGGAAAACUGUAGUAUUGAAAAGCGUUACGCAUACCUGGGUGAAUCCCCCUCCGAUGGAAAUGGAGCCUCGCGGGUUGGGAGCUUCUCCAGAAGGUCACUAAGCGCAAGGGACAGUGUAGAGAAGAUGAAAAAAAUUACAAAAAAUGGAAAUUUUUCGGAGAAGCAAGAAAAAAGGGUCACUGCAUUUUCGUCCACCCGCGUGCAGCUUAAAAAAAACAAAAAUGCAGAAAAAAAAAAAAAAAAAAAACACGUGUGCGAAACGGAGAAUUAA